AUGUACGCUAUGAACGCUGUUAUCCUGAGCAUCUUGGCCGCUUGGGCGUCAGCCUCGCCCGCAGUGGUUCCCAAAGCCAAUGUGGCCAAUGUCAACAUGUACAGCGGUAGCUCCUGCGGUGGCAGCACCCAAAGCUUCACCGUCACGGAUGGAUACAGAUGCCAACCCGUUAGUGGUGCUAAGGCCUCCAUCUCGGUAUCGGAGAACGGUUGCGCAACCUAUACCUGGAGCGGCACGAACUGCCAGGGCUCGAGCCUCCAUAUCAACGGCGACCAAUGCACAUCAGUGCUGUUUGGCUCUGUCUCUGUUCAGUGCUAG
Messenger RNA from Truncatella angustata, 318 nucleotides. RefSeq lists its product as uncharacterized. The coding region runs from base 1 to 318 and encodes 105 amino acids. The record is from RefSeq and is a predicted model, not a curated record. Lineage: Eukaryota; Fungi; Ascomycota; Sordariomycetes; Amphisphaeriales; Sporocadaceae. The transcript has 2 exons.